CACACAGGUAAAUGCAGCUAUCCCACAACCAGCAGAGAGCCAGUUGAGACGGAGGCCCGGGGAGAGAGUGUCGCUUCAACCUCACAGACGAGGAACAAAGCAGAAGAAAGACGACUUCUCUCACUGAGCGGGCAGAUGGAGUGUAUGGAGGGGGCUGUUUCCAGUCUCAGCUGGUCUCUGGUCUGCGGGGGGGCGCUCUACCUGUGGCAUCAGACCCGGGUCCGGACGGCUUACGGCCGCUACAUGUCCGCGGAGAGCCGCUGCUGCCCGGCCGCGCUGGGCUGGUUCCUGCAGGAGGUCCCGUCCUUCCUGCUGCCGGUGCUGCUGCUGCUGCUGCCCGGGGAUCCAGGCCCCGGGCCCGGCAGGACGCUGCUGCUCUGCACCUUCACCUUGCAUUACUUCCACAGGAGUUUUGUUUACGCCUUCCUGACCAGGGGCCGACCCGUCCCCCUGACUACCAUCGUCUACGCCGCCAUCUUCUGCUCGCUCAACGGCUUCCUGCAGGGUCACCACCUGCUGCACUGCGCCCGCUUCCAGGACACGAGGCUGACCAGCGCCCGGCUGGCGGCAGGUUUCUUUCUGUUUGUCGUUGGUCUGAGCAUCAACAUCCACAGCGACCACAUCCUGCGCAGCCUCAGGAGACCUGGAGAGGUCGUGUACAGGAUCCCACACGGGGGGAUGUUUGAGUUCGUGUCGGGGGCGAACUUCUUUGGUGAGAUCGUGGAGUGGUGUGGUUACGCUGUGGCCGGCUGGUCGCUACCGACCUUCGCCUUCGCUUUCUUCACGCUCUGCUCCAUCGGGCCCAGAGCCUACCACCACCACAGAGACUACCAGCGGAGGUUCGAGGACUACCCUCGCUGCAGGAAAGCUCUGAUCCCGUUCCUACUGUGAUGACAGUGGAGAGUGAAACAUCUCAGCUGAGCUGCACAGACACAAAGUAAUGCAGAUGUAGGUUUGUGUGCAAGUCCUGUUAUAAUUAUUUUUAAAUAAACUCAUUUCAUUAUCUCUUAAUCCUUCUCUGAUCAUCUGCUCCUCAUCCAUUCAAAUAUUCUGUAACGAGUAUGAUAUAAUAUGAUAUGAUAUAUAGUAGAGGUAUAAAUACAAGUAUUUGACUAUACAAUAGAUAAUAUAAUAUACUAUGAGUGUAAGAAUAUGUAGACAGUGUGCAAAAGACAAUAUUAUUGUAUAAAAUGAUAUACAGUAUCAAUAUGGUUCAUAUUAACACAUACCACAUCUGAUGUGGAGUAAGUGUUCCAGUACAUGGAGCGGAGUGUUGUACAGGGUACACAGUGAAGCAGACAGGUGUGUUUAGUGCAGAGGUUGUUAUCGGAGAAGAGAAUGAUUUUUUUUUUUUUUACAUUUAUACAAAUACACCACAGCAAAUCUCUUGUACCUGUAAACCUGUUUAGCAAUAAAACCUGAUUCUGAUCCCAAA
Molecule: messenger RNA, 1435 nt
Organism: Platichthys flesus (European flounder)
Lineage: Eukaryota; Metazoa; Chordata; Actinopteri; Pleuronectiformes; Pleuronectidae
Gene: srd5a2a
Product: steroid-5-alpha-reductase, alpha polypeptide 2a
Exons: 6
Coding region: 136-891 (251 amino acids)
Biological process (GO): steroid biosynthetic process
Cellular component (GO): membrane
Molecular function (GO): 3-oxo-5-alpha-steroid 4-dehydrogenase activity
Source: RefSeq, a predicted model, not a curated record